AUGGAGAUAUCAUUUGCUUCAGCGACAGUAAAGGUUAGCAAUCACAUAUAUGAUGACGUUGCCUUCGUCAUUCUGUCUAAAUUACCUCUCAAAUCUUUGUUUCGAUUUCGUUGUGUGCGUAAAUCAUGGUCUCUCUUAUUUGAAAACCCUUAUUUCAUGGACAUGUUCCGAAGAAUUUUUUUAUCUAAGAAUCAUUCUUAUUACAAUGAUACAUCUCUCCUCUUGCAUGAUGAGUACAUGUUGUAUUCUCUUUUCGGGGAGAGGUUCGAGAAUAGGGUCAAAUUAGAUUGGCCAAAUCCGUAUGGAGAGCAAUUUGAUUUUAAUAUUUAUGGUUGUGCUAGUGUUAAUGGUAUUCUUUGUAUUGAAGACGCUGGGAGAAUUGAGGGCAUUCAUUGCAUUGAAGAAUUAGGGAGAGUCGUAUUGUGGAAUCCAACUACUGGUGAAUUCAAAGUCACUCCUCCUAGUCCCUCUGCGUUUGAAUCUCCAUGUUGGGAUCCCAUGAUUGAUCUUCAUGGAUUUGGUUAUGACCAAGUUAGAGAUGACUAUAAGGUAAUUCGCAUAUAA
Molecule: messenger RNA, 564 nt
Organism: Medicago truncatula (barrel medic)
Lineage: Eukaryota; Viridiplantae; Streptophyta; Magnoliopsida; Fabales; Fabaceae
Product: putative F-box protein At3g16210
Exons: 1
Coding region: 1-564 (187 amino acids)
Molecular function (GO): protein binding
Source: RefSeq, a predicted model, not a curated record